Messenger RNA from Xiphophorus hellerii (green swordtail), 7632 nucleotides. It is a transcript of the gene sytl2a, whose product is annotated as synaptotagmin-like 2a. The transcript is spliced from 13 exons. Gene Ontology annotation, molecular function: neurexin family protein binding. NCBI's taxonomy places the organism in Eukaryota, Metazoa, Chordata, Actinopteri, Cyprinodontiformes, Poeciliidae. The record is from RefSeq and is a predicted model, not a curated record. Gene Ontology annotation, cellular component: exocytic vesicle; plasma membrane. The coding region runs from base 2515 to 4578 and encodes 687 amino acids. Gene Ontology annotation, biological process: exocytosis.
CUUGUAUCAAAUGCAUGGUUUUAAGACACACCAACAGUUAUUCCUCUAGAUAUAAAUUCCUCCCAUCAUAAAGGAGGAAUUCCUAUAUGAUUAGGUCUCAAGCAUGUUUGUUUGAAAUCUUGGCAUUGUUUUCUUUCCAAUAUCCACAGAGUGGAGGUUAUCUAUGAAGUAUGUUUUUGUUUUUUUCUAACAGCCUUUACCGUUGUAGGUUGAGUGAUGUUGGAGAUGUUAAUCAGCCAUGAGCUUACUUAAAACUUGAAACUUAUUGUGCUAAACCAAAAUAAAGUCACGUAAAUACCCAAUAACGCCCGUUAUGAUAAUGAACUUUAGGUUUUCUCUUCACGCCCCUUAAAACAGGGGUGUGCAGGGAAUCGCACCGACGGGGUUGGUUUUUCAAAAUAAAGUAAAAUUGAAUGUUUUGUGACAAUUAAAUUCAUUUCAAACUCUGAUUAUGAUUAACAUAAGUCUGAAAAUAUAGGAUACAUAUGCAUAUCUCAUAUGAUUUACAAUAUUUUAACAUAAAAAGAAACAAAAAAAUUGAUGGGCCCUAAUGAAUAGGGCACAUUAUCACACAGACUCGGUGUAGAAGUUUUUUCAAUAUCGGACCUUUACAGAUAUUAAUAACAGAUCGGUGCAUCUCUAAAAAUGACGAGACAAAAUAAGACUUUGGAAUGGUCUAGUCUAUGUCCUGACCUGAAUCCUAUUGAGAUGCUGUUGCAUUUAAUGCUGAAUUACAAAAAUUAUUCAAGGAUUUAAAUUGGUUUGAUGGUCUGCUGCUGAAAAUGUGCUAUAUAAAUUACCUAAUCUUACCCCUGAAACACUUAAAUGUGAAAAAACAUGCAAAAGAAAGGAAAUAAGGAAGUGGGCAAACAGUUUUUCACACCACUCUGUUCCUCAUGUGUACAUGAGGAGCAGAGGUGCAGGGGGAGGGGUAAGUGGGAGCUGUUCCAUAAGGAGAUCCUCUCCAAUGCAGCACCCUCCAUGGAAGAGGCUGACCUCUGUUAAUGGCGCCUCUUUAUUAUCAUUAUGUCAAGGAUUCAUGCAGUGUAACUUCUUCUUACUAACACUGAAAGUUGGUUAAUUGUAGUUCUUAUGCCAGCCUUCUGUAGUCAUGGAUGGAGGCCCAGCAUGCUAUGAUUAGCAUGCUUUCUUGAUUGUGAUUUGACUUAAGGGGUAAGUUAACAUAGCACAGGGAUAAAUGGCCCCAACAGUUCUUCAUAAUCUUCUUAGAACUAUCACAUGAUGGUAUUUUUCACUGUGAAAAAGAAAGGUCUUAAGCUCCUUUCAGGUAUGCACAGCUUUUCUGUUAAGCUCAUACCAAAUAAAUAAGUAUUGGCCAGUAAUACUUAUAGUACAGAGAAAGGAAAAAACAUACUCUUAAACCUUUGAAACAAAUUAACUUGCACAGUAGCAAACUGUAAAUAUUCAGGAUGCGAAUGUGUGCUUCAACUAGUGAAUGAAAUUAGUGCAAAGUACUUUGGUGUCCUCUCGAGUUAGAUAAAGAACUAUAGAAGUACUGGCCAAUUUAACUACAAAAAAUAUAAUCAGAGAAACAAAAUUGCAUUAUUCUUGAGUUCUUGAACAUUUUAUUUAUGUGGUGACAAUUGUGAUCUACAAAUGGUGCCAGAAGGAAGAUUUACAAGAAGUUCUCUUGAAUUCUUGUGAAGUAUGAAAUGUCCAAGCUAGAAUUAACUUUGUUCUUGUGAACUCCAUAAAACGAAGAGGAAGCUCAGUCUGGGGUCAGAUUCUCCAAUCUCUGGUACUGAGUUCACUGAGGUGGUGAAAGAGCUCCUUGGUGGCAAGGCUCCAGGGGUGAAUGUCCCUUGCAGAGUCUUAGGGGGGCAGGAGGGUACCAGAUGCACAUUGGUGCAUCUGCACCAAUGGAAUCUCCUGCUCCAAUUUUUCCCUCAUUUUGUGGACAAGACAAAUUACUUAAACGUCUUCACUUGGGGCAGAACCUUGCUCCUAACCUGUAGAAAAUAUUCUACCCAUGUGAUUCUGUCAGAUCAGCAUACCUUGACGGAACAACAUAUGAGUAUCACAAACUGUCUGCUGUAUCUGUCUGUUUAUUUGUUAUUAAUAACAAAUAAACUUUUAAACAAAGUUCAUGACAAUCUAAUUUCUACGUCAUGUUGCUGAUUAAAUAAAAGCAUGUGGUAAUUGCAGCAUAUACUUGUCGGAAAGAUACAGCCAUCAGUUUGUGCUAUGCAUAUGUCAAUCUGACAAGGUAUGCUGAUCUGACAGAACACGGUCGUCUACAUUCCUACCCCCAUCUAUGGUCAAGAACUCUGUGUAGUGACCGAAAGAACAAGAUUGUGCAUACAAGUGAUAUAAAGAGUGAAUAGCUUGGCUUAUCCGAGAGCGUCUGCUCCUCAACAUCAAAAGGAACCAAUUGAGGUGACUUGGGCAUUUUGUUAGGAUGACAUCUAACAAAAUACCUUGUGAGAUGUUCCAGGCACGUCGCAUGGGGAGGAGACCCUGAAGAAGACAAAAAGACCUUCUGAAGGGAGAUGGAUGGAUGGAUGGAUGGAUGGAUGGGUGGAUGGACGGACGGUUCUGUCACAAAAGAUUAACACUUUUCUUGUGGUCGUGUCUGUUCUUCUGAACAGGUAUGAAAUUGAUCAUUUCUAUAAAACCUUAAAUGAUGCUCCAACAGUUGUAUUACCAACACGAAUGAAAGUAAGAAGGAAUCCAUUUAAUAGUGAACAGAUUUUUGAGGAAAACAAAAUCCAGUUAUUGGAUGAAGCAACAGAUCUGACCUUGUCCCAAAACCAGAAGACCACAUUAUCACCUGAAAGCUGCAUUUUCAAUGUCAUUAACUCUAAGAUAAAUAGAGUUGACAGAACAAUUAUUCUGAGUGUAUCCAGUCCAGUUCUGAAGAGUCCAAAUAAUCAAGUCAGCAUGAGAACACAGGACUGUUUUUUUAAUGGACAUGGGUCAAGUGGAAGAUGUACUGGUUCUCAUGACCAACUGGUGCAAUCUGGGAACAUGUUGUCUGCUACUAACACAGAGUCCGUAUUGCAUCACCCAAGCCCACAAAGUCAAAUUAACCUAGCCAUCAAAAAAUGGUCAGAGAGCAGAAAGUUGGAUUUAAGCUCUGUUCCUGAGAGUGUUUUGGAAAGAAAAGAUGGGGAAUAUCUUGAAGAAAAAAAACUACUAGACAUUAAACACCCUGGAGCAGAAUGUCCAAAUUACCUUAAGUGCCAUACUGAUAGUAGCACAUGCAGCUUAUUGCUCCAACAAAGCCAAGUAGAUUUACAGGACGGAGAACUCAAAGGCACAUCUAAACCCAAUCUUCUGGAGCAUGAAGCUGAUCAACACCCAAUCUUUACUGGCUGUGCUGAAAACCCUAUCACAUCAUCGCUGGCACGAUUAUCCUCAAGAAUCAUAUCUUCAUCUAAGAGUUUGGAAAAUUUCACCUCAGAAACAAUUCAGGUUCUUUCCGACUCCACUACCAUGAAAAGCCGUUUUUCUGUGUUCAGUCUUCAGCAACAAAAGACAGAUUAUGACAGCCCAUCAAGAAGCACCUUGGUUAACAGGAUAAAUGCCAGCAGUUCCAAUUCCAGUCUGUCCUCAGCAAUGGCCUCCAUGUCAUCUAUGAGCAGCAGCAUAAGCACCAUUUACCCUUUGGACCAGGAAGUCCAAGGAAGCAUUCAGUUUGCUGUGAACUACAUCCAAAAGAUUGAAGAAUUUCAGGUCUUUGUGGUAAAGUGCAGUGGAUUGGCUGUUACUGAAACCAAAAAGAAUUAUGACUUGUACGUGAAGUGCUACCUUGUUCCUGAUAAUACACGAUUGGGCAAGAGAAAAACCACUGUUAAAAAGAAGACAUUUCAUCCAACAUACAAUGAAGUUCUCAAGUUUAAAAUCAGUCUCGAAGAGUUGAAAAAACAGAACUUGAACGUCUCAGUGUGGCACAAUGACCUUUUUGGGCGGAACAGCUUCCUGGGUGAUAUAGACUUGGAUUUGUCUGAAUGGGACUUUGACAACAUGGAGAUAAAUGAAUAUGCAUUAAAAGCCAAGGUCCCAGCAGAAAUAUUUAGACAGAUUCCAUCAAACCUAAAAGAAAAUGGUGGAAAGAUGAGAGUGGCCCUGAAAUUUGUGCCACAGACAAUCAAGGGUAAGGGAAAUAAAAGAGCAAAGGCUGGGGAGCUGCUGAUUUGGGUGAAAGACUGCAAGGAUCUUCUUCCAGUCAGAGGAGUAAUUAUCAACCCCUUCUUAAAGUGCACUGUACUUCCAGACACAAGUCGGAAAAACCAACAGAAGACACGGGUGGUAAAAAGAACAGCCAAUCCUUUGUUCAACCACACCAUGAUGUAUGAUGGUUUCCUAUCGGAGGACCUUGGAGAGACCUGUGCAGAGAUAACAGUAUGGGAUAAUAAUCGGCUGCAAAACCACUUCAUAGGUGGUGUAAGGCUUGGACCGGGGACAGGAAAGAGUUAUGGAAUGGAAGUUGCUUGGAUGGAUUCAACAACAACUGAAGCAAAUUUAUGGCGCAGUAUGCUACAGUCAAAUGGAGAAUGGGUGGAAGAUAUUUUGCCUCUGAGAAUGUUGGUGAUGGCAAAGAGCAUGUCAGCCUGAGACAAUAUAAUGUGGGGGAGCAGUAGCAUAACACAAUUAUGUAUAAGUUAUGUGUAUAUAUGUUACCUUAGCGUCAGAAAUGUGGAAUAGAUGCCACAUGAUAUCUAACUGGUGAAUGAUAGUUCAUAAGAUAAAAGCGUCCAAAAAACACACAACAAAAUUAUGACCAUUAUGAUACAAACACGAUUUGAAUAUACUGAUUAAAUGUGCCAUUUUUACUUUUGAUUAUCUGUAAUGCAAUUAAAUUAUUUCUUAUCUUUUCAUUCAAAACUUGAUGCACUCCAGUGACACAGACUUCUUAAUAAAUUCAUGAUUAUAAUUUUCAGUCAUUGUUUACAUUCUGAUUUACCAUCUCUGGCAGAAUUAUGAUGCAUGUCUCACAUCAAUGAUUAAAAACCAAAUAAAAUGUGACACGACUGUUCAAACAGCAAAUGCUUGAAAACAACUGGAUGUUUAAGUGGCACAGAUUUGAUUUGUGUUUUUGGGUUAAAAGAUCGUAAUUGGGCUGGAAAGGAAAAAUUUAGUAACAAUGUUUAAAUAAAUUUGAAUGUACACUUUAUGAUGUUUUUAUUAAAGGUUUGCACUCAGUUGUAGCUCAACAGGACAUAUGCUCUUCUGACCCUCCUCAAAUAAAUGAAGAACAGGGUGUUCAGCAGUUAGAAAUGUGAGACAUGGCUAAGGUGAUAAGCCUAGUUUGUAGAAGUUCAGUUACUAGUAUCUGUUUAGCCAUCAGCAAAGAGGCCUUUUUGGAUAAACGCCUAGAGUUGAGCUGUGAAUGUGUAUGCAACCCUGCUCGACUGAAACUUACAGAUAAGUAACGUAUAGAUUUUUGCCUGACACUUGAGCCAGGGGGUGUGACUAAGUAAUGUGUGAUGUAUCCUAUGUAAAUGAGGGGACGUUCAGCCCCAAGUCAGAACUCAUCCGAUUCUCACUGAGAUGUGAGCUUUGUAUGUUUUCUCCAUUUGCAAAUGUUAAUUAAAGCGGUGUUUUUUCUCUCUUAAAGCUGAAGUUUGGUCUCGAAUUUUGUGCAACUUAACAGGGCCAUUCAGUAAAAAGCAGGAUAUAGGUCAUAUGUGGGGGAAAAAAAGCGGAUUUGGGUAGCAUUUCUCUAUGAUAUCAUUUUUUUUAAAGGUUUUAUUGAUUCUAGUGAUUUUUAUUUGAGAGUGGUCAGACAGGAAAGUGGGUAAUGAGAGAGGGAAGACAUGUGGCAUAGGUCAUCAGGCUGGGACUCAAGCCUGUGACGGCCGCGUCAGGGACUAAGGUCUACAUGCUUUACCCCCGCGCCACCGCAGUACACCCCUACUCUCUUUACUAUCUUAAAACAGUAAACUGUUGCCCAUAAAGUUUGAAUACAACAUUGUCUGCCACUAUUCAUAAAAUGAUGUUGACAGUUUCUAGCGUUAAGUGUAUAUUUUCUCAGCUUGCUGAUUAGUCUUUUAAAAGUCUAUCAGAGUAAAAACCAAACCAUGAUUAAUAGAGGAUUAUAAAAAUCAUUUCAGUUUAUAGACAAAACUGUUUUAUUGAGUAGCAAAAUGUACGUGUCCCAUCACAUUAGCUGAUUACGCAGUAGUACUCUGCUUUGUGAUGCAACUUAACUCUCUAAGCAGAAGUUAUUUUAAGAAGAUUUUAACUCUGUAAUCUGACCAACAAUGAGGUCAGAUUAGUCGAUUAUAAAGUGCACAGAAAUAAUAGGCAAGCCAGAAUACUAUUAACUAGUGCUCAUGUACAGUAAUAUUUUGCAGUGUUGACUUGAGCAGUUGAAGCUUUCUUGCUUUAACAUAUGUUAGCAAAUAUAAAUAUGUAGUCUCUUUCUUGUGAUAAUAGCAGUAAAGUCAUUUUCUGCUUGACAUUGGCUCACACUGCUUGUGUUUAUUCUUAUCAAUAACUGAUUCAAUUUUGGCUGUUUUGUUUCUCUACUUUUGUUCUCUAUUUUGUAAUUGUAUGUGUGUCUUAAAGUCUGAAUUGAAUAGCAUACACUUUAUUUAACACAAAUUGUAAACAACAGCUUUAGAAUAUUUUUGGAGAUAUGUUAUAUCCACCAUUAAAGACUUAAGUAAAGAUACACUUGUGAUUAUGUAGGGGAUGUGAGGCCCCUUUAUAGAAAAAAAUUAAAUAAUCUUCUAGCUAAAAGGAACAAGUGAAGUUUUUUUUUUUUAGAACAGUCAGUCUUUUCUCUCGUUGGUUUUGCUACCAUACAGGACAAAGUUUGUCUCACAUAGUCUGUUUAUAUGAGCAGAAGCUGUGGCAUUGGACAUUACAGCAUUAUUCCCUCUAAUGCUUUAAGUUGAUACUUAGCUGCAUCACCUGAAAAGAUUAGCCUUGUUACUCAGGCAAGGAAUUCUGAGCUAGUAAACGUAUCCAGUACAAACUGCUGCUGAGUUUCAGCAUACAGGUGUCUGUUUAUGUCAUGUUCCGGGGUCUUUUAGCUCCUUUGUGGAGUUUUGUUCCUGCACUCUUUUUCCUCCACCACUAGAUGGCGCCUUUACCAUCCGUCGGAGGGCGUGGAUGACGUCAUCCCACACCUGAUGCGGGUUUGGCUCAUCAGUGUGAGGUUCAAGAGGAGCUGACUGCCAGUCCUUCGGCGCCUGAGUGUUAGCCAGUCACGGUACCUCUGAGCCCCUAGAAGCUUGCUUCUGUUUUUGCCUUGUUGACCCACUCUUAGUGAAAGUUUUUCUUCGUUGCUUCUCCUGCCUCCAGGUGUUUUCCUCCUGGCUCCUCUUCAUCCGCUGAUCCUGAGCCUACCUGUCCGCCCUCCGACGUACUCCCGUUGCCUCCUGGAUCCCCGCGGUCAGACAAGACGACCACCUGGAACCUCUGAGAACAAACCCCCGGACGCUGCAGUUACCCUCCCACUUCUCUAACCUGCCGAUCACAAGUAAGAUCUGCCCCUUCACUUUAACGUUGUCAUUUCCUACAAACCUGAACUCAUCACCUCCCUCUGCUUCUCUAGUGAACUGUUUGAUUCCCUGAACCAGCCUCUCUCCCUGGACCCGACCCGAGCCAACUAUUCCUGCCAGCAGUGUUUUUCAAUAAAUUUAUCUUUAUUUCACAUUG